GCGUGGAGAAUGGACUCGCAAAUCUAAGCGCUAACAGCCCCCAAAGGCUUUUCCUUUUUGCUGCAAAAAUUGCAUAAAUCAUGGCGAAUGGUCAAUCUUUAGAUUUAUAUCAGAUGGGGUACAAGGUUUUGGUAAUAUUUUGAUUUCCCGGUAUGAAACAAUGGGCCAGGCUUUAGGUAUACCUGAUAGUGGGCGACUAAUGCAAAGAGAUCCACCUCCAGUCAUCGAUCCUAAUGAACCACUGGACAAGCUUCUACUGAACAAAAGAUUCCGUCAGUCUUUUAUGGCUUUUGCUGACAGUUGUUUGGCUGGGGAGAGUGUUCAUUUCUAUAGCGAGGUGCAUGAACGUGGCAAAAUCCCUAUAGAUGACACAGUAAGAAGGAUCUAUAUGGCACGGCAUAUUAUUGAGAAAUAUAUAGUAGCAGGUGCAGCGAUGGAGGUAAACAUAUCUCACCGAACGCGACACGAAAUAUUGACUACCAUUGAUCUAGCACACCCUGAUCUUUUUAAUAAGGCAAUAAAGGAGUUGCUGCAGCUAAUGAAAAUGAAUUUGGCAAAAGAUUACUGGUCAUCCAUGUUUUUUAUCAAAUUCAAAGAAGAAGCCAGUACGAGAUCGAGUGACCAUGACCUGGAACAGAUGGCAGGUUGGAACUUCUCUCCUAGAUUAAGUUCCGUGCAUGGUACUGAUGAUCCAUUCCAUCAAGAACAUCUUGUGAAGGGCGCUGGUUGCAUUAAUAAUGAUUUGGACGAUGCAACAAGCCAAGAAUUGUGAAUAUUGUGCUUCUUUAUAGCAAAUUUGAUUCAGGGAAUGAGUACGGCAUACCAAGUGUAACAAGUGAUGCAAUUCAUAGUGAACCAUCAACGUAUGAUGAUUCAGAACAUGAUGAAUGCACACAAAAUUAGAAGUGAAAAAGAAAGGAUGAGUAGAGAAAGGAGGUGAACUCAGCUGCCUGUUAAGGUUGGAAGUUAAUGCGUUUAUAGCAUUUAUACAGACGCAAGAGUAAUUGCUCAAUGUAUCUAUCUCUGGUGUUGAGGGAAAAAUGUGCAUUAUUGUUUAACCAAUAUUAGCAAACUAUUUUGUUAGUGAUAAGGCCAUCUACCCAGCCUGACCUCAAUGAUUUAGUCUGGAUAGGGACACUUGAAAGUAACCCACCUCCCAAGGUUUUUCAUGUGGCCCAGUGAAAAAUGCUAGAUAGCAACAAGAGCCCAGGUGGAAGAGAAGUCUUGUUUUUUUGGAAAAUGUUGCUUUUAAGUUUAGCAUUUUGAUUGCAGCAGCUUCCUUGAUCCGUCCAGGUCAUGUUCAGUGUUGGUGCUGCCAUCCUUAAAUAUCAGAGGGUAAAUAGCUAUUC
Molecule: messenger RNA, 1349 nt
Organism: Hevea brasiliensis (rubber tree)
Lineage: Eukaryota; Viridiplantae; Streptophyta; Magnoliopsida; Malpighiales; Euphorbiaceae
Product: regulator of G-protein signaling 1-like
Exons: 4
Coding region: 161-772 (203 amino acids)
Source: RefSeq, a predicted model, not a curated record